This is a messenger RNA of Aedes aegypti (yellow fever mosquito), 1235 nucleotides long. RefSeq names its product CD63 antigen. The coding region runs from base 224 to 1099 and encodes 291 amino acids. The transcript is spliced from 5 exons. The record is from RefSeq and is a predicted model, not a curated record. Gene Ontology annotation, cellular component: membrane. Lineage: Eukaryota; Metazoa; Arthropoda; Insecta; Diptera; Culicidae.
GCACUUGUGCCACAUUGCUGAUAAGAUAUCGCAACACAACGAUCACAAACCUCAAUUCUCAGUGCCAGCAUUGUGAUAUUCACCGUUGCAAUAGCAAGUACCGAGUCCAAUCCUUUUACAGUGAGUUAGGUUCAAGAUCUGCUCCUUCGGAUUGGAGUUGACAAUCACCCCCGGAAGAAGAACUGGAUACCGGUGAUCUAGUACGAAAUAAGCCAUACCAAAAAUGACGACCGACCGGAACGACCUGAACAUGGGGAUGCGCUGUGUGAAGUACAUGAUUUUCGUGAUCAAUUUCAUGUUCUUGCUCACAGCGAUCCUCAUAGUCACGGUUGGAAGCGCCAUCGGAACCAUCUUCGGAGAUUUCGAAUACUUCAUCGAUUCGCACUUUUUCUCGCCAGCUCACCUGAUGGUGGCAAUCGGCAUCAUCAUGAUAUUCGUAUCGAUCUUUGGCUGCUUUGGAGCCAUCAAGGAGAGCACCGCCAUGAUUAACAUUUAUGGCGUUCUAUUGGCCAUAGUGUUCAUCCUGGAGGUAGCGGCAGCAAUUUCGGCAUUUGCUCUGCAGGGCCAGGUCAAGGAAAUGGUUCGCCGAACUCUUAAUGAAUCGAUGGCCAGCUACAACGAUAACGCUAACGUGCAACAAUCCGUUGAUUUCAUGCAGCGAGUGUUGGAGUGCUGCGGCGUGGAUAGCUAUGAGGAUUGGACAUUCUUCUUCAAGAACUCCCCGAACGCAACGGAAGGCACCAACAGUUUCGUAGUUCCCGAGUCGUGCUGUCCACCGUCGACGUUGAAAGAAUCGUGCAUUCCGUACGAAUACGGUUGCAUGGAUCGCCUUCAGUGGGUAGUGGCCCAGAGCGCUGCCCUGAUUGCCACAGGUGCCAUCACGGUUUCUUUCGUGCAGAUCUUGGGAAGCGUUUGUGCUUUCAUGCUUGCGCGUACGAUUCGCAGAACGAAAUCAUUGAGAGCGGCUCGCCGUUGGCAACUUCAGCAGAGCCUUGGCAUUAUGACCAAGCCCCAUGAUCCGUCGUACACGCAGAUGGAAAAGUCGGAGAAGAACCCGGACUCGGAGAUGUAUCUGCCCAAUAGCCCAAGUGUCAAUUGAUGAUACUGGCUCUUGUCAGGAUAAUAUGAGCAUAAAUUUUAUGGGAUAAAUCUAUGUGAUUGUAACAUUCCAUAAAUGGCUUUAUGUAUUUAUGUGAAAAUUAUUUAAUAAAUAAAACUAGAAUACUAAAACCUAA